CUCAUUGGUUCUCGGAAUGAAGAAUCGGUCUAACUUCCGGUAGUAGUAAAAAUCCCAGCUUCGUUGUAGGACAAUCUGCACAUAGCCAAGCUAGAUCCUCCUCCCUUUUCCAGCCCACCCAACAUGCCGUCCACCGCACCACGGGAGGGCAAACUCAUCCUCACUCCCGCAAUCCCGGCAGAUGCGCCCCGCAUCGCAGAACUCCACAUGGCUGGCUUCGGCAACGAUCCGAUCCUGCUCGCUGCUUUCCCCACGCCGGCUGUGCGAGACGCGCUGCAGCGCGACUUGGAGGCGCGAACAGUGCGCGAGAUCGGCUCGUCGAGGAUGAGUGUGCUUGUGGUGCGGUGCGUAGAAUAUGAAGGCGAAGAAAAGCACGACGAAGGCCGCGGUGUCGACGGAGUUGAGGAAGGAAAGAGAAAGAGCACUGUUGUCAGUUUAGCCAAGUGGGCGCAUCCGAUGGCAGAAGCGGAGGAGGGGCAACAUGUCGAGGAGCAGCCGAGGGCGCGGCCUGAGGGUACGGUUGUGAGGAUUUUGGAGCGGUAUCAUGAGGAGCUGGAGAAAGUGCAGAGUAAAGUCAUCGGGAAGACGCCUUGUUAUCGCCUCAAUUUCGUAGCUACAGACCCCUCCUAUCGACGCCGCGGCGCAGCCACGCAGCUGCUCCAAUGGGGAAUUGAGAGGAGUAAGCAAGAGGGCGUGCCAAUUUAUCUGGAGAGUACGGUGGAGGCGGGGCUGUUGUAUGAGGGGCUGGGCUUUGUGUUGAAGGGGGUGAUUCCGCUAGAGUUUUUGAGGGAGGAAACGGGGAAAGAAGGGAUUGGGGAGAGUGGGAAGGAACUUUGCUUUUUGUUUGUUCCUUAAUGGGCGUCGGUGCCUCUUUGACAAACCUUUAAAGUGAGGGGACUGGAUGUACUGUCUUAUCGGCAAAAUUGGGUGGAGCGUAGAGGGAGAUGUUAGGUCCGCGGGACAAUGAGUGACUUGCAUUAAAACGGUUCUCGAUGUAACGAUAAGGAAUAGUGGAACAAGAGUUUGCAUAGACUAGCUCGACUUGGUCGACGACGAUAACUGGAAAAAAUGAGCGAGUGGUAAACAAACAGACAGCUAGUAGAGACAGUGACAGUCUAG
Molecule: messenger RNA, 1119 nt
Organism: Trematosphaeria pertusa
Lineage: Eukaryota; Fungi; Ascomycota; Dothideomycetes; Pleosporales; Trematosphaeriaceae
Exons: 2
Coding region: 124-855 (243 amino acids)
Molecular function (GO): acyltransferase activity, transferring groups other than amino-acyl groups
Source: RefSeq, a predicted model, not a curated record